AUGGGUGACAGACAUAUCAGAGAUAUUCUUUAUCUUCACGUAAAGCUGCGGCGAGCAGCUGUUGGGGAUACUUUUAUGGUUGUUAUAGACGAUAACGCCAGACCUCAUCGCACCAGAGCUGUUCCAGCCGUAUUUUGCUGCCUGGUAGCAGUAACAUACGCCGCUAUAGCACCUGGUCAGAAUGCCUACUUACCACCCAAAGAAGGUUACAACUAUCCCCGUCCUCCUGGUCCCAGUUUCCCACCACCUAGACAACCAACGCCUCCUAUCCAACGACCUUCUCCACCUAGACCUACCUACGGUCCUCCCGCUCUGGCUCCCACCCGUCCUCCACAAGCUACAGUACCUCCACCGUAUAGACCUUCUCCUAGUCCUUUCAGGCCUUCGGCUCCGGUGACGCCUUUCAAGCCUACACCCGCACCUCCUCAACCUUCAAGACCGUCUUAUUUACCUCCAUCACCACCGAGUCAGCCUCCGUACAGACCUCCAUCUCAAACGCCGCCGCCGUAUAGACCUCCACCAACGUCACCGCCUUUUAGACCUACCAGACCUCCAGUUACGUCACCACCUUACAGACCUCCAUCGUGGAAUAGUAUGACUAUUAAAUCUUCUAAUUUGGAAGAGGUCUAUCCAUCACAUGUCGAGAGAGACGAUUAUAGAGACGAACUCCAAAUAGUGUGGGAGUCAAAUUAUUACCCACUAAAAAAGCCCACCUCCGAGGAGUCAGCUCCUCCUCUUCUCUUCGCUUCUCCGGAACCCCCGUAUGGCAUUACUUCAG
Sitophilus oryzae (rice weevil) is the source of this 778-nucleotide messenger RNA. Its product is annotated as extensin-like. The transcript has 3 exons. The annotation marks the transcript as partial. The record is from RefSeq and is a predicted model, not a curated record. Lineage: Eukaryota; Metazoa; Arthropoda; Insecta; Coleoptera; Curculionidae.